Molecule: messenger RNA, 1008 nt
Organism: Carassius gibelio (silver crucian carp)
Lineage: Eukaryota; Metazoa; Chordata; Actinopteri; Cypriniformes; Cyprinidae
Product: bone morphogenetic protein 2-like
Exons: 7
Coding region: 1-1008 (335 amino acids)
Biological process (GO): SMAD protein signal transduction
Cellular component (GO): extracellular region
Molecular function (GO): cytokine activity; growth factor activity
Source: RefSeq, a predicted model, not a curated record
AUGCGCAGCUGGAGUGAGCUCUUCCAGACAGGAGACCUGACCCGCAGCGUUCAGACGCACAGGAGAGCGCCGCGCUUCAUGAUGGAGCUGUAUGAUGCUGUCGCGGACGCGAACGGAACGCUGAGAAACACCACAGUGCUGGAAGGAAAUAUUGUUCGAAGUUUCGAAGGACGGUCCAGCGGCUCAUUUCACUUCUUCAAUCUGACAUCAUUCAGACAGGACGAGCACGUGAUCAAAGCAGAAUUUCGAUGGUUUCGUCAUAAACAGCCUUUUAUCGGAAGACGGCAUUUUUACAAAGUUGACCUGUAUGAAGUGCUGGACAGCAGACCUAAAGCCUGGAGAGGAAAUUUGAUAAGCUCAAGGUUAUUACCCGUCUACACCAAAGGAUGGGAGGUCCUCAACAUCACACCGAUGGUGACUAAAUGGAUUCUCAACAGCGGUACAAAUAAUGGUAUCCUGGUCGUGACUGCUUUACCUUCAGGUGACUGGAUUGAGUCCAGCGUUCAGAUGGAGGGGCAGAAAGAAGAAACAAAUGCAUAUUUGGUUAUAUAUUCAGACGACGGACGGGGGGGAAAGACAAGUAAAAGCAUCAAACGACAAAAUAUCACCACAUCCCUUAAACUCCUCAAGCCUAUAACGAGUUUAGUGAAGUCAACAAUGCGUAACCGCAGGAGUGUGCGUGCGUUAACUUCUGCGUGCCAGAGAACAAACCUGUACGUAGACUUCACUAGAAUCGGCUGGUCCGGGUGGAUAAUAUCUCCUAGAGGUUAUAAUGCAUACAGUUGCAUGGGCUCCUGUCCGUUUCCGCUGGGAGAAGGUCUACGGGCUACGAAUCACGCUACCGUGAGAUCCAUCAUGAAUGCACUGAAACUAUCGCAGGAAGCAGGGAAACCGUGCUGUGUACCUGACGUACUUCACCCCAUCAGCCUCCUGUACUUCGACGAUGAAGAAAAUGUUGUUCUAAAACAAUACGAUGACAUGGUUGCAGGCAGCUGUGGCUGCCAUUAA